Molecule: messenger RNA, 293 nt
Organism: Nyctereutes procyonoides (raccoon dog)
Lineage: Eukaryota; Metazoa; Chordata; Mammalia; Carnivora; Canidae
Gene: SFTA2
Product: surfactant associated 2
Exons: 3
Coding region: 57-293 (78 amino acids)
Source: RefSeq, a predicted model, not a curated record
CAGAGAUUCGGACGUCUCUUCUGUCCAUCAGGGAAGCAAGAAUCGAGGUGGCCACAAUGGGGGCCGGGAUGCCCUUCUUCCUCUUCCUGACUUUCCUGGGCACCUCACAGGCAACAGGGCCAGGAAUGACUUUGCAGCUGAAACUAAAGGACUCCUUUCUAGCAAAUUUCUCCUACAAUUCCAGCUUCCUGGAAUUGCUUGAGAAGCUCUGCCUCCUCCUCCACCUCUCGUCAGGGACCAACAUCACCCUACAUCAUGCAGGAUCCCCACACCAUGUCACCUGCAGUGUCUGA